Molecule: messenger RNA, 1513 nt
Organism: Lotus japonicus
Lineage: Eukaryota; Viridiplantae; Streptophyta; Magnoliopsida; Fabales; Fabaceae
Product: GATA transcription factor 18-like
Exons: 3
Coding region: 453-1109 (218 amino acids)
Biological process (GO): flower development; regulation of DNA-templated transcription
Molecular function (GO): zinc ion binding; sequence-specific DNA binding; DNA-binding transcription factor activity
Source: RefSeq, a predicted model, not a curated record
CUUCUAUAAAUUGAGACCAUGCAACCCAACCAAAAUAUCAAGCCAGAGCCAAACAAACAGUGUCACAGUUACAAACUCUCUAAAAACACAACACUUGCUCAUAGUGAUAAUGAUGUACCCUACCACUACCACCACCACAACACUCACUUCCUGACUCACUCACUGACUCUAUCACCCACUCUUUGAUUUCUUCUCAGUUCUCACUUUUUCUUUCCCUCACACUGUAGAUAACGACAUCGUGGACUGCAGCUGCUGACUGCCAAUUCGCCAUAUUAUUACUUAUAAAGCUCUCCGACAACCACUGCCUCUCAUUUUCUCCCCCACUCUCGUACAUUUUAACUCUUUCUUCCACUUCCUCAAUUUAACAUUUCAAACAUUGUCAUUCACUUUCACAAUCUCACUCUUCCAAUUCUCCCACCACCACCACCCUUCUCCAUUUCAAUCUAUUUCCAAUGAUGCAUCAUUGUGGUGGUUGCUCUCAAGGUCACAUGAUGGGAACAUGCACAUGCGGCAUGUUUCAUAACACCGAACCCAAUUCUUACUCCAUGGCAUUCUUCUCCAUGCCAACCCAACUACCCUACGAUGAUUAUGAAAGUGAUAUGUACCCUUUCACGCCCUCUCCGACUUCUGCCGUCGACUGCACGCUCUCCCUCGGAACCCCUUCCACACGCUUGACGGAAGACGAAGGAGGGAGGCGAAACCGCCACGAACGUCGCUCUUCCGCCACCAACAACUUUGGAUGGGAAAAUUCAUCAAAACCCCAAACCAAAGCAAGCAGAGGAAGCCACAAUGGUAACUCCAACAAUGAUUCUCUCCUCGCUCGCCGGUGCGCCAACUGCGACACCACUUCUACACCUCUUUGGAGGAAUGGCCCUCGAGGCCCAAAGUCUCUAUGCAAUGCUUGUGGGAUAAGAUUCAAGAAGGAGGAGAGAAGAGCGAACGCCGCAGCCACCGCCACGCCAGCCGGGGCUGCUUCCGGUUACGGCAGUUCAUGGUACGGAGCACAGUCGCAGAUUGGGAACGAGUUACGGUUCAUGGAUGAUUCCGAUAGGGACUCGGAAAAUGGCAUUCCAUUUCUCUCUUGGAGACUCAACGUUGAACAUUAUUGAAAAUUGAAAUUGAAGCAUGUGGUGACAAAAUUAAUGUACGUUAAUGCAAGAAUUGAAGAAGCAUGAGGAAAGCAGCUAGGUACGUAGCUAGCUUAGGUUGCUAGGUAGAUAUAGAUUGACGUUCAAAACAAGACAGGUGUACGUCAAGUUUGACGAUGAAGAUGAUGAUGAUGUAGAUGUUUUUGAUUGCGAUGGUCUCGUCAAUGUGUUUUGUUUUAUUCUUUUUUUGACCUCAUCCUUUUUGCUUGCUUGCAAGCUUCCUUUUCUCCGUCUUCUAUAAUGUGGACCAAGAACGGGAUAAUUCUAUGUUCCUAUAGUUUGUUUUUUCUUUUUCUUUAACUUUAAUUUUCAGCUACAUAAUAUAUCAAUAUUAAUCUUACCUUUCAGUUGGUUCACUUUUGCUC